UGGAGGACAGGAGGAAACGGACAAUGUAGCCAGUGGACGAGAUGAUGACCAGAGCCGACCUGAGAGUCGCACAGAUACUAUUACUUCCGCUACUCCAGAGAGUGAGCGUCGCAGUGUGAGUAUAGCCACGAUGUUGCCGUGGGGAGCGCACAAGGAGAGAUCGCCGCAGCUAACCUCUCUCAACAUGGACAUGGACAUAAGGCCGGGGGAGUUUGUAAUGCGCACACUGUUUGCAGACUUCACACUACAGGCGGAGAAGAAAAUAGAGACUGUACUGUCUGAGCAUGAGAAGCCACUGUCCAAAGUGCUGCAGCGAGGGGAGGACCCAGUAUUUGAUCAGCUGUUGUCUGCAUUUGGUUGUGUCGCUGAACAUUGCCUACCGUCCAUGCUCAAAGCUCUGUUUGCAUGGUACGAGAGACAACUGGGAGAUUUGGGCACCAUCGAGGCAAAAAAGGUGGAGCAGAAAGGGAAAAGCGGAGACACAGCUGAGCGUAGUGAGAUUGAAGCGCUGCAGGAGAGACGAGCCCUGGCUGUAGAGUUCAUCUUUUGUCUGGUGCUGAUAGACGUGUUGAAGCAACUACAGUUCCACCCUGGUCAUGAGGAUCUGGUGUCGGACAUCGAGGACGUAGCGUUCAAACACUUCAAGUACAAAGAGGGUGUCCAGAACAGCACCAACGCCAGUAAUGUUCACACAGUGGCCGAUCUGUAUGCCGAGGUGAUCGGAGUCUUGGCCCACUCGCGCUUCCUCUCCGUCCGCAAGAGGUUCAUGUCCGAGUUAAAGGAUCUUAGAGCGAGAGAGCCAAGUUCAAACACUACUCAGAGCAUCAUCUCGCUGCUGAUGGGGAUGAAGUUUUUCCGCAUAAAGAUGGUCCCUAUCGAAGAGUUUGAGGCUUCGUUUCAGUUUAUGCAAGAAUGCGCACAGUAUUUCCUUGAAGUUAAAGACAAAGACAUCAAACAUGCCCUUGCUGGAUUGUUCGUAGAGAUUCUUGUUCCAGUUGCAGCGACAGUGAAAAAUGAAGUGAAUGUCCCGUGUCUCAAGAACUUCGUAGAGUCUCUGUACUCCCAGACUCUAGAUAUGUGCACCAAGUCCAAACAUCGUCUGGCGCUGUUUCCUCUGGUCACAUGUCUACUGUGUGUGUCACAGAAGACGUUCUUUCUGCAGAACUGGCACUAUUUCCUGGCCAUGUGUCUGUCACACCUGAAAAACAGGGAUCCGAAAAUGUGCCGAGUGGCUUUAGAGGCCCUGUACAGGCUGCUGUGGGUGUACAUGAUCCGUAUCAAAUGUGAGAGCAACUCCGCUACACAGUCCAGACUGCAGAGUAUAGUCAACAGUUUGUUCCCCAAGGGCUCCAAGGCCGUCGUACCUCGAGACACUCCGCUCAACAUAUUUGUCAAGAUUAUACAGUUUAUCGCACAAGAGAGACUAGACUUUGCCAUGAGAGAGAUAGUGUUUGACCUGCUGUCCGUGGGGAGACCGAUCAAGAUGAUCUUGACACCAGAACGCAUGUCCAUUGGUCUGAGGGCGUUCCUUGUAGUGGCCGACAGUCUGCAACAGAAGGAGGGCGAGCCUCCCAUGCCUCGCACAUCAGGCGUUCUACCCUCAGGGAACACACUGCGGGUCAAGAAGACGUUUCUCAACAAGAUGCUGACGGAGGACACAGCGCGUAGUAUUGGCAUGUCAGCGUACUUCCCUCACGUCAGACGAGUGUUUGUGGAUAUUCUGAGAGCCCUUGACGUCCACUACGGCCGUCCACUCAUGAUGACUAGCACUCAGAAUGUGAACAAGGAGCCAGACGAGAUGAUCACUGGGGAGCGCAAGCCACGCAUCGACCUGUUCCGCACAUGCGUGGCCGCUGUGCCUAGACUGAUCCCCGAGGGCAUCACUGGCGCAGAGCUGGUGGACCUGUUGGCCAGACUGACGGUUCACAUGGACGAGGAGUUACGAGGUCUGGCCUACCAGAGUCUGCAAACGCUGGUCAUCGACUUUCCUGACUGGCGGCAAGACGUCAUACUGGGUUUCACCCAGUUUCUGGCAAGAGAUGUGCAGGACACUUUCACCCAGCUGUUGGACAACGGACUGCGGAUGUUGCUACAACUCAUCACCAGCUGGAAGAAUGCUCUCGGCCCAGCCAAGGACAGGACCAAGGAGCAGGAGCCAAGCAGGGCGACCAUCACACCACGCAGGCCGGACUUUGCCUUGAGGGAGCAGUCGGCUUGCAGCGUGUUUCAUCAGGUGGAAGGGUUUGCUCUGGUCAUGUUGUGUCACAACAGACUGUGUCCACGCAGACUGGCCGUACACAUCCUGAGAGAGGUGAAGACACUCAUCAAAGCUUUUGGCGCUAUGGAGGACGACCAGCCAGUGAUUGAUGUGAUAGACCGUUGCUGUCCCCAAGUGGUAGAGUCUUGUCUACCAUUGCUGCCACCAGCUGAGAAAGCUGCCGUGUUGUCAGUGUCUACUGUGGAUCUGCAGUGGAUCGCAGACAGAACGUCUUCUGUAUGGACUGGAGGUCUAGCAGACGAGAACAGUUCCAAGUCCUCGGGCAGCAGUUUGGCCAGUGUGGCCAGUGACCCGUGGGCUAUCUGUCUGUUUGGGUUCCUAGAGCGAGGUCGAGUACUGAAUCUCUGUCCGGCCGCAGUGUCUCACUCGUGGCCGACCGUGUACUCCAGGCUGCACUCACUGUUCACUGUCAUCGACCCAACGCCUGUAAGUGACAACAGAGCGUCUCUUCUGCGUAGUUCUGCGCCGCCUCGUAAGCCCAUCACUGAGAGAGACAUGCACCUGGUGGUGUGGCGCAACUACGUGACGUUUGCCAUGAGAGUGGUUCCUCCAGCGCCGAGUCCCAUCAUCCGGUGCGCUUCUCCGGACCUCAGCCUCAGUUCUUCUCCAGACAGUCUGACAGAACGCACAGACAGCAGGGCUGCCAACCCUUCGCCCAGUGGUUUGUACAAGCUGGUGGUACCACUGCUGAGGUGUGAGGUGGCUGAUGUCAGAGACGCUGCCGUGCACGCCCUCGGCAAAGUCAACUCUGACGCACUCAAAGAUCUGAUGGAAGAGCUGGUGGUGUAUAUAAGAGAGGCAGUGGACAGGAAGCAGGAGAAUAUGAGGCGCAGACGACGAAGAGACGCUCUCAGACUACAGCUGGUUAAAGUGUUUGAGCUCAUUGCCGGCUACGGCACGUUUGGAAUUAGCUCUUGUGUGUUGGAGCGAGACUCGCAAUCACUCCACCCGACCAUCGUGGAGUAUGUAGACGGAGCGAGACUCUGUCUGGAGGCAGAACCUGACAAAGAAGCUCUCAAAGACAUCAAGCUUCACUUCUGCAAUUUCAUACGGAAAAUGCUCAAGAGCUUUCAAUUGGAGACAUACCCGACAUUACUGAAGCGAGACUUGCGUCGCAACUUGUUUAUCCUCUUCGCCGGAUGGAGCGGCAGCUUUGGCCGGUCGUUGGCCUCCGCACUGACAGGGACGGGGGCUCCGCCAGCCCCACCGGCACCACCCCUGCCUGAGGUACCUGAUGAUGAGGAACCGCAGUUCUGUGCUCUGCAAGCCAUGAGUGCCGUGCUGUGCUGCGGUCCGUGCUUUGAACCUUCGGCUCUGGCAGAGGAUGGGUGUUUGUACCCGUGGUUGGACUCUCUGCUUGCUUCUACUGAUGAUAAGAUUUACAAGCUAACAUGUGACACUGUGGUGCUCCUGUUAGAAUGCAACCCAGACAUGGGUUCGUUGCUUGAUUGGGUAGUAGACCGUUGCUACACUGCCAAAGCUAAGGUGGCUGACGGUUGCUUUCUCGCCCUGGCUACCAUCUUUAGUGCGCGAGAGUACCCGUGUGAUCACUACACAGCCAUUAUCAACGUGACUCUGAUGAACACAGGGUGUCCCAGAACCCAAGUACAUGAAACUGCGCUACAGCUGCUACAGGUGUUGGACAAAAGGUUCUUCGGCGCCGUGGGACCGUUACCUGCCGAAGGCGACACUGGAGAAAGAAGAAGAGGUGGAACCUUAGAUCUGCUGUUGUCCACCACCUACUGUCGCUCCCAACUGCAUCUGUCCAGACAACUGGCUCAGCUGCAUCCUGAACUGACAAUGCCAAUGUACUCAGAGAUCACGCACAGGUUCCAGACUGCUAGACCUGAAGUACGUCAGCUGUUGUUGCAAUAUCUGCUUCCUUGGCUGCACAACAUGGAGUUGGUUGAUCCCAACGUACCUCCGGGAAAUCCCCUGUCUUACUUUCAGUACUACGCCAGUGACAUGACCAGAUCUGGAGGCAGGAGGGAGGGUUGGGGCUCAGUAGAAGCCACAGAGAUGGUCCUCAACAACCUAUUCUACAUCACUGCCAAGUUUGCAGAUGAACACCCUAAGGAGGUAGAGGAGGUUUGGGCCACUCUGUGCUCCUGUUGGCCUAACAACCUCAAGGUCAUCAUCAGAUAUCUCCUCAUCAUCUCUGGGAUGGCACCACUGGAGCUGCUGCCAUACGCCAAGCGUGUUGUGCUGUACUUGGCAAGAGCUCGGUCUGAUCGUCUCUUGGAUGAGAUGAUGUCCGAGCUGCAGACCAUCGAGACUCUCAACUGUCUCAUAGAACGGACGGAAACGCCACCUUUCUACAGGUUGACGUCCAUGAGGAAGGCGAGCAGUCACAGUGAUCCCGGGCCAGGAGGUCCCGGAGGAGGCGACUGCUCCAGGACUGACCUGGCUGUGGAGAAGGGAACCAUACACACUAAGAGACACAGCGGCGAGGACCCAGGGAAAACUGGGACGUCCAAGUCAGAUUCAGCACUGAGAGCCUUGGCGGGGGGCGGAGGCUUUGUACCCCCACGGGGCGCUGAUAAGAUCCGCACUGCUUCGGGCCCCGCUAUGUUGUCUGAGGAAAUUUCCACCCCUACCACUGAGACUGAGCUGGCCCAGGUUGAUGAGACAGGAGCCAGAUAUGAUAUACCACAACCUCAUCCUCUACCCAUGCCUGAGUACGGAGGCUACUUUGCUCCUCUCACAGAAUAUCUGCCUGACAACAACCAGCCCAGCAGCGGCUUCCACAGGUGUAACGUAGCUGUCAUGCUGCUCACUGACGUGGUCGUGGACGGUGUAGACGUAGACUGGAGUAUCCACGUGCCUCUCAUGCUUCACAUCCUGUUCCUGGGGAUGGACCACUCACGCACUCUAGUACACGAGCACUGCAAACAGCUGUUACUCAACCUGCUGUUGGUGCUGGCUGAUCACAACGACCACUUGUCCGUCGCUCAGAUCCUCCUCAAUCACAAGACUGUAGAGCUGGGUCUCGGUCUGCCGACGCCGCCACUACCUGUGCUGCCACACAUCUUUACAGAGCCGGAUACGGAGUUUGACAGUUACCUCCAGGGCCCCGUGGUCCAAGUACCUUCUAACAGUCUGGCCGCACUGCCUUCUGCUCCAUCUGGUGAAGUGGUGGCCAUCAAUCCUCCGGUGAUUGUAGUCCCGGAGGAGAGUUCCUGGGUCGGACCCCAGCCCGGACCUAACAUGCCGAUACAGGAUGUGGUGAAAUCCCUCAUCGAGUUCUUAGCCACCAGACAAAACCAGGUGCUAUGGAACUAUGAGGACAUCACAGCUAAGGUUUGGAUAGUCCGCAGUGUUGAACAGCUUGAUGUGUUCCUACAACAUGUGUUGAGGAUAUUUCGAGACUCAAUGCCACAUGCUCUCAUCUCUGAACGCUGGGCACAGACAGCGCUACAGCUAGGGUUGUCGUGCAGUUCCCGCCAUUACGCAGGCCGCUCGCUCCAGCUGUUCAGAGCUCUGCGUGUUCCCAUCACCUCUCGUAUGCUCAGUGACAUCCUCAGUCGACUGGUGGAGACUGUCGCUGAGCAAGGGGAAGACAUGCAGGGAUAUGUCACUGAAUUACUCCUCACUCUGGAAGCAGCCGUAGACUCUUUGGAGUCAGACUUCCGACCUCUGGACUUCAUGAAGGAGAUAUUCAAGUCGACGCCAAACCUGAACAACAAGGAGGGCCAAGGCAGUGGAGGGGGUGCGGGGGGCAAGCGGUCCCCUGGAGGAGGUCCCCCGGUGACAGGAGGCCACUGUCCUGCAAUGAACCAUGCAAGGAGCACCAGCUACUCUGUGUCUUAUUGUAUGAGAAAAGCCACCGGGUCUCCUUCCAACAUAGAUGCCAAAGGGUUUCAUCCUACUGAGUUGAGAGGACGAGUGUUAUCCGAGCUGGAGUCCCGAUCGGGUUGUUCGCUCAACAAAUACUCCACGAACCUGUGUCGCUCUCGGUCCGCUCAGUCGCUCAAGCUACUCGGAGACUCGGCGAGUGCAGACGACAAGAUGACCAUCCUCGCUCAGUUGUUCUGGCUGUCUGUCUCUCUUUUGGAGAGCGACUACGAACAUGAGUUCCUGCUGGCAUUGCGGCUACUAGGUAGAGUAAUGCAUCGGCUGCCCUUGGAUCGACCUGAUGCCAGAGACAAGGUAGACAAACUUCAGUCUCAACUGCGAUGGAACAGUUUUCCCGGAGUGCAUGCUUUACUGCUCAAGGGCUGCACCAACCCCAACACAUAUGAGCCUGUGAUGACGCUACUAUCACAGUUCACGCCACUGCUGGACUUGCCCGUGGUAGAUCCUACCCAGUCCUUGGCCUUCCCCAUGAAUGUGGUAGCUCUGCUGCCGUACAUGCUGUUACAUUACGAAGACGCUAACCAACUCUGUAUCAUGAGUGCCGAGAACAUCGCUCAGGUGAGCACAGAGAAGAGUAAGAAGUUGGAGAACCUUGCGACUGUGAUGACACUGUAUAGUCGCAGGACAUUCAGCAAGGAGAGUUUCCAAUGGACCAAGUGUGUGGUCAAGUAUUUGUACGACAGCUACGCACAUCUCAGUCUCAACAUGCUUGCCUUCCUGGUUGAGGUACUAGAGAAGGGACCAGCCAUGGUACAACUGCCCGUGUUGAGCAUCAUCCACUGUAUGCUGCAUUAUGUGGACCUGGCGUCAGCUGUGGCUCAACCAAUCAACGCAGACCUGCUGCGAGUGAUAGCCAAAUACAUUGAGGGACAACAUUGGAAGGAAUCUCUGAAGAUAUUGAAGCUGGUCGUGACUCGGUCGUCGUCACUGGUCGCGCCCCCUCUUCCUCCUCACCCACCCUCGUGGGAUCCGCAUCCUGCAUGGGCAGACGCUGAAGUGUUCACCAAGAAGGAACUACCUGGUCGUACAAUGGACUUUACCAUCGACCUCUCGCAGACGCCUCUCAUUGGCCGUAAGAACAUCACAGCCGGAGCCAAGAACGUGACGACUGCCUCGCCUCGACGCUCCGUCUCACUCUCUCCCGCAGAUAGUGCUGCUGUCAGUGGCUGGAAAAGACCAUGGAUGUGUCAGGGCCGUGUAAGAGAAGGAUUGGUCAACCUACUUACCACUUGUGGACAGAGGGUCGGACUACCAAAGAGCCCUUCGGUGAUCUUCAGCCAGUCGUCGGACCUGAUGGAGCGACAGUCCUCGAUGGCGUCGUCAACAGAGGAGGUCUCCGGGCCAGACCUCUCCGCCUCCUCUCAGAACCAGGAUCACUUCGGCGUCUUCAAGGACUUUGAUUUCCUCGAGUACGAGAGCGAAAGUGUCGAGGGUGAGAGUACAGACAACUUCAACUGGGGAGUGCGACGCAGGCCGCUGAGUGAAGGGGAGGGAGAAGGAGAGGGUGAACUUGGAGCGCACAAUCCCGAGGAGAGUCUGAGUGAAAAAACUCCAGUCCUGAGCACCAGGAAGGUUGGUGUUGGUGUAGAAGAGUCAUCAGAUGAUGAGAUCGGAUCUGAGUCUCCGCUAGAUGAGAUGGGCGCAGCGCCGGAGUUUGGUGCCGGUGGAGCAGAAGGUGGGGGAACCCCUGUGUAUCCCCCGUCUUCUCUGAACUUACGUGAGAGAAGGGAUUCGGGCACUAGGUCUGAUACAUCUGGUUCGAGUGCAGGGGAUCUGGGUGACUUGACUCCUUGCAACGCUUCACCCAACUUGUCGGCUGUGAUGACGUUUCGACCAAUCACGCGAGACGACACCGAGGAGGCGUGGAGACAACACAUACAGGGGCUGGUGUCUCAUAUUCCUUCCUCCCCUCUACAGCUGUUCCAUAUACUACACAGACUCAUCAAGGACGUUUUGCGUAAGAGUGUGUGCCUGACGAGGGAGGCGUGUCACUACAUGAUUGAGAGUGGUGUGGCGGGAGCCGAGUUGUUGGUACCUCCUAUGGCGGGGCUGACAGACACACUUGCACUGCACGGAGACCCGCCAUUGGUGUGGUUUAGUCCUGAUAAGGUGGCGGGGCCACGGCUCGCGGAGUCACUCAGGUUCGGAAUGCUCGAGUUGAAGGAACACUUGGACACGUUCCUCGACCGGAAAGAUCAUGCGGCUGAGUGUAUGGACAACCUGAAGGGAGUUGGCAGCAAUGAGUCUGUGUUGGAUGUCAGUCGAUCUUUGUACAAACUACACUUCCAACUGCUGCUACUGUUGGAGUCGGCCAACAAAAUGUUCACAGCGUUGUGUUCUACGGCACAAGACAAUCAGCUGAACGACAUCUCACUGGAGGUGGCCGAGAUGAGGCAGUCGUUGAGCCGAGCUAGAGAGGAAGGUUUAGAGUCGAGUGACCAAGGCACCCCCACUCCCACUCCUUCGCCUUCGCCCUCUCCGCUCCCCGACCUGCCGGAGUCACAAGUAUUGGUGGAACUGCUGCAGAACACCAAGUGGCACUCGGCGCUGCACUACGCUCAUCACAACAGGGGAAUGUGGCCGAGUGAUCUGUUGUCCAUGGGGUGUGAGGAGGAUGACAUCACUAGCAUACUCAGUGUCUACUGCAACCAGCUUGUCAGGGAUAAACCAGAUGCGUUCGUAGUGACUGAACAAGACUUGGGAAAGGUCCUAACUGGUCUGAUGGAAGGACUGUACCAAGUAUUAAGCGCAAUCAAGACUUUCGAUACCAAAAGUACAAGAUCAACUAAGAAUUAAUUGUAGUUAUACUCUAUUGUGAUAAAGUUAAGUUCCUUUAUUUCUUGCACUAUUGUAUUUGUUUUAUACUUUAGGUACUUUUGAUAUUAGAUAAUUAUCAAUCAAGUAUUAUUUCAUGUAUGCUUAUUUAUUAUUAAAUAUGAAUA
Molecule: messenger RNA, 9075 nt
Organism: Macrosteles quadrilineatus (aster leafhopper)
Lineage: Eukaryota; Metazoa; Arthropoda; Insecta; Hemiptera; Cicadellidae
Gene: fry
Product: protein furry
Exons: 53
Coding region: 131-8929 (2932 amino acids)
Biological process (GO): cell morphogenesis; neuron projection development
Cellular component (GO): cell cortex; site of polarized growth
Source: RefSeq, a predicted model, not a curated record